AUGAAGUGUACCACUGCUCUUUUGGCAUUCGCUGCCCACGCCGCUGCCGUCAGCGUAUCUGGUUCCGCCGAAGGUUUCGCUGAGGGUGUCACUGGUGGUGGUGAUGCUAACCCUGUCUACCCUACUACCACCGACGAGCUGGUCUCGUACCUCGGUGAUAGCGAGGCUCGCGUGAUUGUUCUUGAUAAGACUUUUGAUUUCACUGGCACUGAGGGUACCACUACCGCAACUGGUUGCGCGCCAUGGGGUACUGCUUCCGGCUGCCAGGUCGCUAUUAACCAGGAUGACUGGUGCACCAACUAUGAGCCCGAUGCGCCUGAUGUUUCUGUUACUUACGAUAACGCUGGUAUCCUGGGUAUCACUGUCACCUCUGACAAGACCCUUAUUGGUGAGGGCUCUGCCGGUAUCAUCAAGGGCAAGGGUCUUCGCAUUGUUUCUGGUGCUGAGAACAUCAUUAUCCAGAACAUUGCUAUCACUGAUAUCAACGCCGAGUACGUUUGGGGUGGUGACGCUAUUACCCUGGAUGAAACCGACCUGGUUUGGAUUGAUCACGUCACUACCGCUCGUAUCGGUCGUCAGCAUUACGUGCUGGGCACCUCCGCUGACAACCGCGUCUCUAUCACCAACAACUACAUCGACGGUGUGACCGACUACUCUGCUACUUGCGAUGGAUACACAUACUGGGGUAUCUACCUGGAUGGUGAUGGAGAUCUGGUCACCCUGAAGGGUAACUACAUCUACCACACUAGCGGUCGUAGCCCCAAGGUCCAGGGUAACACUCUGCUCCACGCUGUCAACAACUACUGGUACGACAACAGCGGUCACGCUUUCGAGAUCGGCACCGGUGGCUACGUUCUGGCCGAGGGUAAUGUUUUCCAGAACAUUGAUACUGUCGUUGAGUCGCCUAUCGAUGGUCAACUCUUCACCUCCCCCUCCACCUCUACCAAUGAGAUCUGUGCUACCUACCUCGGCCGUGACUGUGUUAUCAACGGAUUUGGUUCCUCUGGUACCUUUGAUCAGGCCGAUGAGAGUUUCUUGGUUGACUUUGAGGGCAAGAACAUUGCCUCUGCUUCUGCCUACACUUCCGUUGCUGCUAGCGUUGAGGCCAACGCUGGACAGGGUAACCUGUAA
Molecule: messenger RNA, 1131 nt
Organism: Penicillium malachiteum
Lineage: Eukaryota; Fungi; Ascomycota; Eurotiomycetes; Eurotiales; Aspergillaceae
Product: polysaccharide lyase family 1 protein
Exons: 5
Coding region: 1-1131 (376 amino acids)
Molecular function (GO): pectate lyase activity
Source: RefSeq, a predicted model, not a curated record